Molecule: messenger RNA, 3530 nt
Organism: Phyllopteryx taeniolatus (common seadragon)
Lineage: Eukaryota; Metazoa; Chordata; Actinopteri; Syngnathiformes; Syngnathidae
Gene: slc15a1b
Product: solute carrier family 15 member 1b
Exons: 23
Coding region: 144-2330 (728 amino acids)
Biological process (GO): transmembrane transport; oligopeptide transport
Cellular component (GO): membrane
Molecular function (GO): dipeptide transmembrane transporter activity
Source: RefSeq, a predicted model, not a curated record
GUUUGUGCACUCAAGCUCUAUCGGCAGAUGGGAGGUUAUAAAGGCUCACCUUGCUUCAGCUUUUAGCUUCACGUUUUAAGAGACUUGAUUUAUUGAGGAAUUUGAGCAGAGAGGGGAUACGAUCUCACUGUACACAUUCAGCCAUGGCAGGUAAAAAUGAAAUGGGGAAGCCCAAGUCGAAAAGUGCUUUGGUGUGUGGCUACCCAGUUAGCAUCUUUUUUAUUGUGGUCAAUGAGUUCUGUGAGCGGUUCUCGUACUAUGGCAUGCGAGCUGUGCUGGUGCUUUACUUUAAGUACUUUCUGAGGUGGGAUGAUGACUUCGCCACCACAAUCUACCAUACCUUUGUUGCCCUCUGCUACCUGACCCCAAUCCUGGGUGCCAUUGUGGCCGAUUCAUGGCUCGGCAAGUUCAAGACUAUCGUGUACCUGUCCAUUGUGUAUGCUUUGGGGCAGGUUGUCCUGGCGGUCAGCGCCAUCCAUGACAUCACAGACACCAACAAGGAUGGCACGCCGGACAACAUGACCUUCCAUGUAGCUCUGUCCAUGGUGGGUUUGCUUCUUAUCGCUGUGGGAACAGGAGGCAUUAAACCUUGUGUUGCAGCCUUUGGUGGAGACCAGUUUGAAGACCAUCAGGAGAAGCAGAGAAGCACCUUUUUCUCCAUUUUCUACCUGUCCAUCAAUGCAGGCAGUCUGCUGUCCACUGUCAUUACACCUAUCCUCAGAGCUCAGGAGUGUGGAAUCCACAGCCAGCAGAAAUGUUACCCGCUGGCCUUUGGUGUCCCUGCAGCCCUCAUGGUGGUCGCUCUGAUUGUGUUCAUUGUGGGUAGUGGAAUGUACAGUAAGACCGCUCCUCAGGGAAACAUCAUGUUAAAAGUCUGCAAAUGCAUCGGGUUUGCUAUCAGUAACCGCUUCAGGCAUCGUCAUCCAGCAUACCCGAAAAGAGAACACUGGAUGGACUGGGCUGAAGAAAAAUAUGAUAAACUUCUGAUUGCCCAGGUGAAGAUGGUGGUUAAGGUGCUUUUCCUCUACAUCCCUCUACCAAUGUUCUGGGCUCUCUUUGACCAGCAGGGAUCAAGAUGGACCCUCCAGGCGACCAUCAUGAAUGGUGACUUUGGAAUCCUUGUUAUCCAGCCUGACCAGAUGCAGACGGUCAACCCCAUCUUGAUUCUGGUUUUGGUGCCAGUUGUGGACAAUGUGCUCUACCCACUCAUCUCCAAGUGCAAGUUAAACUUCACUCCGUUGAAGAGGAUGACCGUGGGGAUGUUCUUGGCCGCUUUGGCGUUUGUUGCUGCAGGCCUCGUUCAGAUCCAGAUUGAUCAAACCCUGCCCACCUUUCCAGUGAGUACUGUGAGCCAAGCGAAGUUCCUCAACAUGCUGAACAAGUCAUUAGACAUCAGGGCUGGGUCACAAUCACUUAAGUUGGAUGCUUUCACGGCCAACGAUGAGUACCUGACCUUUGAUGAGUCCUUUUCUCUGGAACUGGGCCCCAGCCCCAUUUAUCCGAUCAGUUUAAGUGAUGGGUCCCGGAAUACUUUGGUGAUCCUUCAGGAUGGGCCCCUGCCCAGGCCACUCGUGUUUGAUGACAUCAAAGCCAAGCCAGAACAGGGUGCUAAUGCUAUAAGAUUUUUCAAUGGCCUUGGCUCUGCUUUGAAUAUAACAGUUGGUAAUCUGGACUUCAAGUCUACUAGUGCUUCAAACAUGUCAAACUAUGUGGCAGUACCACAGGGGAAUGCAGAGUUUCUGAUCAACAACAAUACAGGAGGCCAGUGUGUCUACAACCAGCAACUUGGCUUCGGCAGCUCUUACACCUUGAUCAUCCCGCCCACUUUCACAUUUGGACCAAAUUGUGCACAGGAUAUCCGUCAGGUGAAUGACAUCAGACCAAACUCGGUCCACAUGGCUUGGCAGAUUCCUCAAUACUUCCUCAUCACAGCAGGAGAAGUGGUCUUUUCUGUUACAGGCCUGGAAUUCUCCUACUCACAGGCACCCAGCAACAUGAAAUCAGUGCUGCAGGCUGGUUGGCUGUUAACGGUCGCUGUUGGUAAUAUCAUUGUGUUGAUUGUUGCUGAGGCAGCAACACUUGAAGAUCAGUGGGCCGAGUAUAUUCUCUUUGCAUCCCUGCUGGUGGGAGUGUGCUUCAGCUUUGCCAUCAUGGCCUACUUCUACACAUACAUUGACCCAACAAAGAUCGAGGCUCAGUUCAGAGAGCUGGAGCCCAAGGAUAAGCAGAAGAAGAUGGAUGAAAAGGACUCGGUUGAGCGUUUUAAUGAAGAGAAAAGUUCUGAUUCCAGCUUAGAUGAGAAGGGAGAUUUCACUCAGACCCGAAUGUAAAAAAAAAAAAAAAGAACUAGAGACAAAGACCCACAGUAUUGAACUUUUUUUGUAUUUAAACACUGCUUGGCUCUGUGUUUCUUGUCAUGUGUUAAAUGUCAAAAGUGACUUUGAUCUGUGUUUGGUAAUGAUUUGCAAUUUGCAGGAGGCAGGUUUCCAUGCAGGUGUGUUGACUGCAUUCUAGUUUGUCCUGUUACUGUAAAUUCACUAUCAAAAUGGCUUAUUUUGCACUGUGUUGUAACAAUUUAUCAUUGCCAUUUUUGUUUUUGUUUUUGAUGUGCUGUGUAGGUGGUUGUAGGCAUUGCAUUGUGUUAUAAUAGGCAGUUUAUCAUUUAUGGCGAAUCAGUUUUUUUCCCCCAAUUGGCUGGCACACACAAACACGAGCACAUGGACAAGUUACACCUCAUGGCGUCUCCACAUGACCAGUGUCAGCUUCCAACAGCCACUCCACAUGAACAUGUACAUUUAAUUCGGGUUGCUUCUUGUAUUGACGUGUUUCUACAAUGAUUUUAGCGGAAUGAAACUAGCAGACAAUCGGCCAGCUAGCUGUUUCAUGCUCUGUUGGCUUCAAUGAAAUACGACGUGAAGGAGGCUGGGGGAUUAUCCUUCAUGAUUUGCCCGUUGUUCUGUCUCUAAACUGUUGGUAUCCUGAUAUGUUUGCUUAAAAGCUUUAAAAACUGACGCCGCUACAGUGUCAAAAGUGUUGCUGUUGCAUUUUUUUCUCUUCUAUGCAGCAUCUUAUUUCAUGCAUAAUGUACUGCACAUCAGGCUAGCUAAAAACACUUUGAAGACAAACUAGUGGAGUGAAAAGCUGAGUUGAGGGCAUCACAAAAGUGCUGUUAAUGACCAUCACAAGUGUAACUUACUGUAAUUCAAGUGAAUUCUGCCUUUAUAUUUCAGAGUUUGAUUUCUGAAAUUUCACCAGUAUCACCAGUGUAGCUUGUUUAAAAAUAGGUGUAGCCUACCUGUAAUUCAUGUGAAUUCUGCCUUUUUAUUUAAGUAUUUUGUCUGUUUUAUUUUAUUAUUUGAUUCAAGAAGUCUGCCUUUUUCAACUUCAAAAAAAGAAGUCGGCCUUUUUAUUUACUUCAUACAAAGUGUGCCUUUUUAUUUCAUAUUUCAUGUUUGUCAUGCUUGUUCAUGUUUCAUAUAUAUACAUAUAUAUAAAAUCAACUGUUUUCAUGUUUUCAACAGUGCAUAAAG